Drosophila rhopaloa is the source of this 447-nucleotide messenger RNA. RefSeq lists its product as uncharacterized. Bases 50 to 235 code for a protein of 61 amino acids. The record is from RefSeq and is a predicted model, not a curated record. The transcript is spliced from 2 exons. Lineage: Eukaryota; Metazoa; Arthropoda; Insecta; Diptera; Drosophilidae.
AGCUAGUUUUAGUUUGACUCGAGAACUGAACGCCUACUGGUCGUGAGAAAUGGCUGUGGUCAUUAUUUUACUGAUCCUCGUGCUGAGUUUCGUGGGAUAUGUGGCUUAUGUGGUUCACAAAAAGGGCAUCGACCCGAAGGACAUCCGCAUACAAAGCCUGCAGGACGCAAAGAAGCUGCUGCAGCCACCACCAAGCGGGAAUGGACCUCACAAAUACCUGGAGAAGAGGGCAUGAGGUCUUGUUUACGGAAACUCACUUUUGGUCGGCGUGCUUGUUGCUCCCAGCGAUGUGUUGGCUCCGAAGAAGGACAUGAUGCGGAAUUCUCAAGGACGAUGAGUUGCCGAUGCAGUGGGGUUGCCUUCCCUAGAGGCCUUGUUAAUAAAUCUCGGUUUAAAUUAAUAAAAAUAGGUCUUAAUUCUAAUAAACGUAAAAUUUUGGCGCUUUUU